GUGUACCGGUCGCGUCCGCACUCCCUCAGCUCGCGCUCCAGCGUACAGAGUGUACAGAGUUUGCCUCGAGUGUACCGCGCGCACUCGCCCCGCCCGACGACCGCCGCACAGCCCUGACUGUUGGAAGAGCGAAGGUUCGGCAUUCUUCCGAAGAGAAGGCCGGUGAUGCUCUGGUGAAGUGCGCGAUCGCGAUGGACACCAUGGACUCCGCCAGCGAGCACAGCAGCCACGCGUCCUCGGGUUCACCCGCCGUUGCCGCCAAGCCGCCGUCGCCGCCCGUCAACGCCAACACCCACAGCAGCCCGCGCCAGGCCAGCCCUCUGGGGCCGCCGCUGUCCAUGGCGCACCCGCUGAGCCCGCCGCCGGUGAGCUCCGCCAGCCUGCGCGGCAUGGCCCUGGGCCACCUGCCGCCGCCGGGCCUCGGCCUGCUCAACUCGCUGGGGGUGCUGCACGGCCCCCUGGACCUGAUGGCGCACCACGCGCCGCCGCGCUCCUACAACAGCCCGCCGCCGAUCUCCACGUCCGACCCCACCGCCAACGAGUGCAAGCUGGUGGAUUACCGCGGCCAGAAGGUGGCGGCGUUCAUCAUCGCCGGCGACACGAUGCUGUGUCUGCCGCAGGCCUUCGAGCUCUUUCUCAAGCACUUGGUGGGCGGACUGCACACGGUCUACACUAAGCUGAAGCGGCUGGACAUCGUGCCGCUAGUCUGCAACGUGGAGCAGGUCAGGAUCUUGAGGGGGCUGGGGGCCAUACAGCCGGGAGUCAACAGAUGCAAGCUGCUGUCGUGCAAAGACUUCGACACCCUCUACAGGGACUGCACUACGGCCAGUUCCAGGCCCGGCCGUCCGCCGAAGAGAGCGCCUGUGGGGCUCAGCCUCGCCGCCUCCCAUCUGCAACAUCAACAGCUCAAGAAACAACGCCUCGACAACGGUGAUUACCCGUACGAAAACGGACACAUGGGUGAUAUGUCAAGACUAGAAAAAUCGCCGCUUCUCGCAAACGGUUACAACCACCCACCCCAUCUCAGUCAUAUGCAGUUUAUGCAGAUUCCUCACCCAGCUGCUGCACAUUCUGCACUCUUGUCACCUGCGAUGCCACAUAAUCUCACAAGACACGACGGUUCCGUCAUAAAGAACCAAGGAAUGCCCACGAUGGAGGCCAUAGCGAGGUCAGGAAUUUGGGAAAACUGCAGAGCCGCGUACGAAGACAUCGUCAAACAUUUAGAAAGGUUAAGAGAGGAGAGGUGCGAUCCGGACAGACCGCUACCGUUAGACCAAAAAGCCAGGGACCUCAGCCCAAGAAAUGGCUCGCCGACCGACCACAGUCCGGUACUGAACCUGUCGAAGAGCGGCGGCGGCAGCGCCGGCUCGCUCGGGGACGGCGACCAUUCCGGCAGCGAGGCAGACGGGCCCGACGUGCCGCCGUCCCCGCGAUCGCCGCGGUCGGCGGCAGAGGACGACGAGGACGACAACAUUUCCGACCCGGAAGAGGACGACGAGAAGGAUCAAGUUUAUUUGGUUUCAGAUAUGGACGAAGGCGACCUUCCCCUGCCAGCAGCUCCUGGUAGCGACUCCCAGCAAGCAGCCUUAAACUACUCUACACUAGCAAGUGCGGUAGCAUCGGCUAAUGGUCCUAGUCAAGAUCCCAGCAUCUCCUCGACGGAGACGCUCCUGCGCAAUAUCCAAGGGCUGUUGAAGGUGGCAGCGGAUAACGCACGUCAGCAGGAGCGCCAGAUCAACUACGAGAAAGCCGAACUGAAGAUGGACGUAUUGAGAGAGCGGGAAGUAAAAGACAGCCUAGAAAGACAACUCCUCGACGAACAAAAAAUGCGGGCGUUGGUGCAAAAGCGACUCCGAAGAGAGCGCAGAGCACGACGACGACUUCAAGAUCAAUUGGAGGCGGAAGUCAAAAGACGCAUCCAAAUGGAGGAGGCCCUCAAAGCAGCGGGGGCAGGCGAACAGCUUAGGAUAAUUAAUGAAAGUCUAGCUCAAAACGACCAGAAAGUAAACAACCAGAAAGUGACCACAAGUUCAACCCCGACCCAGAACAUCCCAACGGAGCGUGAAAGAGUUUCUGAACGCGUCGAAAGGAUGGAAAGAGAACGUGUAGAAAGCCCACCACCAGCAUAUGGACAACAAACUGUCCGAGAACCGCCACCUCCGCCCGAAAAUAAACCCUGGGGCUAUUCCGGAAUCGACCUCAUGAAUACUGGAGCCGCCUUCUGGCAGAAUUACUCCGAGUCCUUGGCUCAAGAACUCGAGCUGGAACGAAAAUCUCGCCAGCAACAAGUCGAAAGAGACGUGAAGUCGCCGCUGCAGGACCGCUCCGGGUAUUACAAGAAUUCCGUGCUCUUCACGAGCACGGCAACAUAAACAUAAAGUACGACCUGAUAGAUUUUGCAUAGAUAACAGAAAGUAGGGUUUAGCUCAGUCGUACAGUGCUUAGCAAUGUUUCUCUUUAUUAUUGGUAUUAAGUUUGAGCGUUUUGAACGAAUACAGUGUAUAGAUAUUAAUUGUUAGUUGAGUUCUAUUAUCAAAGAUACAUAAAAACGUCCAUUAUCGUGGAGCAUAUCAAGUUAUUUUACGAUUUUAGCGGUUAGUUUUUUAAGACUGAUUUUGGGCAUGAAGAGUAUCAACCAAAAAUUCGAUCACUCAGAAGGCGUUUACAAUUUCAGUACAGUACUUACUUAUUGUUGCUCAGAAUUCACUUAAUGUACAUAAAAGCACAAUGAGGCAAACUGUAUAUACCUUCUAUUUUGUAUCCCGUAAUUCAGUUACUUUUUAAAUGACUGUUUAAAGUUACUCUUGAUAGCGUUACUGCUUUACAUGUACAUAUUCAGCGUCAGAUUAAUCUGUAGAAAUUUUUCAUGUAUGUAUAACAACGCAAGAUAGGAAAAUUGUACAUUAACAUUUUUAUAAAGUUUAAAGUUUUGCAUAUCUGUGUAAACUUUCUUACGAUUAACGAUAAAGUGAUUAUUAAAUUUGACAAUUUUUUUUUGUACAUUAUUAAUAAUUUUGCACAUAGUAGCGAUGUAUUUUCUGACGAAAAGAGUAUACGCCAUUUUGACAAUCAUUGUCAGAAUUUUUUUAAAUACAAGAUAGUAAACAUCAUAUUUGUUUACACCCAGUAUUAUCUCAAAUUAGGUGCAAUACUGAAACCACAAACGUACGAAAAAUAUAGUGUUCUUUAAUAUAGCACAGUUCUUUUCUUACUUGCUUAUAUUAUAUAAGUAGACUAACUUAUAAACCGUUCGUGUUAGAAUAUGUAAGAGGCAGUGUGUAUGUAUUUAUUGUAAAUAUAUGUAUGUGUGUG
Messenger RNA from Zophobas morio, 3312 nucleotides. It is a transcript of the gene dac, whose product is annotated as dachshund homolog 2. The record is from RefSeq and is a predicted model, not a curated record. The transcript has 11 exons. Gene Ontology annotation, cellular component: nucleus; transcription regulator complex. Gene Ontology annotation, biological process: regulation of transcription by RNA polymerase II. NCBI's taxonomy places the organism in Eukaryota, Metazoa, Arthropoda, Insecta, Coleoptera, Tenebrionidae. Gene Ontology annotation, molecular function: DNA-binding transcription factor activity, RNA polymerase II-specific; RNA polymerase II cis-regulatory region sequence-specific DNA binding. Bases 192 to 2372 code for a protein of 726 amino acids.